AUGUCUGUGAGAGAAAAUGAUAACACAACUACACCAAAUUCGGAAACUAAAAUCAUGGAAGAAAUCUUAGGAGUCACUAAAUUUGACGAAAAUUUAACAUUUCUUGUUAAGUGGGCAAACAUUGAAGAACCUCAGAUAAUAUUAGCAGAACAAUUAAAUCUUCUGUAUCCACAAAAAGUAAUUAAAUAUUACGAAGCACGUCUUAGGUUCGAUUGA
This is a messenger RNA of Macrosiphum euphorbiae (potato aphid), 216 nucleotides long. The record is from the annotation of a GenBank genome assembly. Lineage: Eukaryota; Metazoa; Arthropoda; Insecta; Hemiptera; Aphididae.